Messenger RNA from Dendroctonus ponderosae (mountain pine beetle), 942 nucleotides. Its product is annotated as peroxisome biogenesis factor 2. Gene Ontology annotation, biological process: protein import into peroxisome matrix. The record is from RefSeq and is a predicted model, not a curated record. Gene Ontology annotation, molecular function: zinc ion binding. The transcript is spliced from 5 exons. NCBI's taxonomy places the organism in Eukaryota, Metazoa, Arthropoda, Insecta, Coleoptera, Curculionidae. Bases 101 to 931 code for a protein of 276 amino acids. Gene Ontology annotation, cellular component: peroxisomal membrane.
UUUUAUCAAAUUCAAUCAUUGUCCUCAGUCAAUCUGUUGUCAUAACAAGCUUGAAGGUUACGAUUUUUGUUUACUGUCGACCAAUAUUUUUAAAGUGAAAAUGGCAAAAACUAAACUACUGCGAGUUACGCAGAUGAACGCAAUUUACCUGGACAAGGAAAUUGAGAGGUCGUUUCAGCAAAUCAUCCAGGAUGCGAUCAAGCAUUUGCCUCCUGGACUAAUUUCUCCAGUAAGUGCAGAGAUCGACCUGCUAAUCCGUCUGGGGAUUGCUAAGUACUCGUUGCUGGAAAACGGGUCAACGUUUGGCCAACGUCUUUUCAACAUCAAAUACGACAAUCUAACAAACGUGAAAAAAACUCUUUAUAUUCUAUUUGGUAGUUUGGGGUACUUUCAAGGCAAGUGCGAGUUAUGGAAGCCUUCGCACGCUAUCGCAAGGCUUAUUUUCAAAAUUGGCGUCGUCAUUAAAGUGCUCGAUUUUUUGAACACUUCACUUUUCUUAAGAUAUGGAGUAAAACCUCUUCUGGUUGAAAGACUGUUAGGGCUAAACCAAGUAUUUGCUACCGAAACCCCGGCGCGCAAUUUCGAGUCCAAAUACUUAGCAAGGGAAUUGCUUUGGAAUGGAUUCAUUGAAAUCCUUGUCUAUAUGAUUCCUUUGAUCAAUUAUCACCGACUAAAGCGACAGAUUAAGGAAUAUAAUCCAUUUAGUAGAAAAAAAGCCAGCACCGUCACUGUUAUAAAGAAUCCACAAAUAACAUUGAACACGAAAUGUGGCCAUUGUGGGCAAAGUCCUAUUUUACCUCAUCAUAUGGGCUGUGCACACAUCUACUGCUACGUAUGCUUAAAAGGAAAUCAAACUGCGGAUCCUAAAUAUCAAUGCUCCAUAUGUGAACAUAGUAAUGCAAAUAUAUUAUGUGACCCAGUAAAUGCAUAAACAAUAAAAAA